GUUCAAUGGAUCCUUCCUAUCAAGUUAAUCACAGUUGUGCCCUAAAUCCUCCCAAAGACGGCCUCCCUAGCACCCAGUCUUCUAAUGAUGCACUUAGGCAGAUGGGAUCUGAAGGGAAAAUGGGAGCAGUUCAUGAAGAAAUGAAGAGAGUGAGUAGACUUCCACCAAGCAGUGCAUAUGCAACUCAUCGGAUGCGUGUCCUAAACAAAAUUCUGGAACUUCUGUCGAUUCAGAGAACCACUUCACAGGAUGAGGAGUUGGAAUUGCUGUUUUCUGGGCUCUCUCUUGGAUGAUAAGAAGCAAAAGUCAUAUUUUCAGCGGUUGGUUUAUCAGAUUAUGCAGUGGAUCAUUUAUGUUGCUCACUUCGUCUUGGUCUUCAGCUGCAUCUUCGCAAACCUUUUCUUUUUGAUGUUGAGAUGAUGUUCUGAUUGUUAAAUAAGUUAUACUUGUUAUAUAAUAGGUCUAUAGAUACACUUGUUAUCUCAAUUAUCUAGUGCAUAAUCUGGCCAGUCAAAGUUAGUUGAUUUCAUCUUGAACUCUUAUCCGGAACCUUGGGUUCCAGGUGAAUCAAUGCUCAAAAGUACCAGAGCAUAAACACUACUCUAAUCCAAUAGUGGCUCUGGCUCUUCAUGAAUAGAACUCCUUUGAUGACUUUUUAG
This is a messenger RNA of Solanum verrucosum, 659 nucleotides long. RefSeq lists its product as uncharacterized. The coding region runs from base 6 to 293 and encodes 95 amino acids. The transcript is spliced from 2 exons. Lineage: Eukaryota; Viridiplantae; Streptophyta; Magnoliopsida; Solanales; Solanaceae. The record is from RefSeq and is a predicted model, not a curated record.